AUGGCGGCGCUGCAGAGCUGGCGCAAGGCGUACGGCGCGCUGAAGGACACCACCACCGUCAGCCUCGCCAACCUCAACUCCGACUUCAAGGAUCUGGAUGUCGCGAUCGUGAGGGCCACCAACCACGUGGAGAGCCCGCCCAAGGAGCGCCACCUGCGCAGUGCGUGGAUUCCUCCCAUGUUCUCCUUUAGGAACUACCCGGAUCGUCGUGCGCUGUGGUUUCUCCAGCAUUUCUCGAUUGUGGCGGUGACGUCCAUCGCGAGGCCACGGGCGGAUGUCGCCUACUGCAUCCAUGCGCUUGCCCGGCGACUCGCCAAAACCAGGAACUGGAUUGUUGCUCUGAAGACACUUGUAGUGAUCCAUAGGCUUCUUCGGGAAGGUGAUCCUGCAUUCCGCAAAGAGUUUCUAACAUUUACUCAGAGAGUGCGGAUUUUGCAGUUGUCAAACUUCAAGGAUGAUUCCAGCCCAGUUGCUUGGGAUUAUUCUUCAUGGGUUCGCUCAUACGGUUUAUUUUUGGAGGAAAAACUAGAAUGCUUCAGGGUCUUGAAGUAUGACAUUGAAGCCGAGCGUUUAUCAAAGCAAGGUCAAGGACCUGAAAAGGGACACAGUAGAACUAGGGAAUUGAAUUCUCAGGACUUGCUGGAGCAAUUGCCAGCACUGCAGCAAUUGUUAUAUCGACUUAUUGGCUGUCGGGCAGAAGGAUCUGCAAAUAACAAUUAUUUGGUGCAAUAUGCUCUAGCCCGGGUUCUUAAAGAAAGCUUCAAAAUUUAUUGUGCAAUAAAUGGUGGAAUUAUCAACCUUGUUGACAAGUUCUUUGAGAUGCCAAAGCAUGAAGCACUAAAAGCCCUUGACAUUUACAGGAGGUCUGGCCAGCAGGCUGGAAACCUAUCUGACUUCUAUGAAAGUUGUCGGGGUUUAGAGCUCGCAAGAAAUUUCCAGUUUCCCACUUUGAGAUUUGAUUUCUCUUAUUUUCAGCCACCACAAACAUUCCUUUCAACCAUGGAGGAGUAUGUGAAGGAGGCUCCACGUAUGAUGCCAGUUAUAGAGCCACUGGAGCUUCCUCAGCGGCUUCUUCUGACGUACAAACCAGAAGAAGAAGAAGUUUGUGAGCCUGUUCCUAUUGUAGAGGAGAAACUGCAAGUUGUUGAAGAACCUGCUCCAGUUCCUUCUUCCCAAAUAGCUUCGCCUCCCAAGCCUGAGAUUGCAGAUACUGGUGAUUUACUGGAGAGCAACGCUUUGGCCUUAGCAAUUCUUCCGACAGGUGUUGAUAAUUCAACAACUACACAGCAAGAUAGAGGAUUUGAUCCAACAGGAUGGGAACUUGCUCUUGUUACUACAAGCAGCAACAUGACUCCACUGUCUAUGGAGAGUAAUUUGGGUGGUGGAUUUGACAAGCUCACAUUGGACAGCCUAUACGAUGAUGGAAGCUACAGGCAGAUGCAGCAAUAA
This is a messenger RNA of Miscanthus lutarioriparius, 1449 nucleotides long. The record is from the annotation of a GenBank genome assembly. Lineage: Eukaryota; Viridiplantae; Streptophyta; Magnoliopsida; Poales; Poaceae.